AUGCUCAAACACUUUGAAUGGGCACAUGAUCCCACAGGCACCAACACGACAGAGCAAGGUUCAUGUGCAGUCUUGUGUCUGGCCUGUCCUCAACUGGGGAAGAAUCUCCCCGAGGACUGGGAGAGUGCCCUGCCAGAAACAUGCUGGUUAUAUGCAUUUUUUCUUGUGAUCAAUGCCAACUUCUGUCUGGCAUGCAAGAACAUUUCUUCAGAUCAGAUGGACCCUGGGCUCAACUGUGGCUUGGCAUACUUUGUGGAGGAACAACAAUACAAGACAUUUCUUACUGAUGUCGGGAGAUCCACUGGAGCAGGAACAGUUGACUGCUCAUGGCAUAAUUUUAAAUGCCCCUGUGGUGUCAGUGACUUGCAAAAAGGUGAAAAGUACGUGAACAUGGACUAUCUAUUUUUUUCAACCAUGCAACACAUGGGGGACAUCGCCGUCCUGAAUGUAUCUUACAACAUCGCUUGCCAGUGGAGCAAACAUUUGUGGCAGCACAUGGGUCAAUACCCAUCUAUGAUUCAUCUCCACCACCAUGAUAAUAAGACCAUCAAAUUUAUUGUUCCAAAAUUCCAUCUACCUGUGCAUAUUAAAACCUGCCAGAUCACUUACUCUCACAACCUCCUCAAGGGCAUGGGGCGGAUGGAUGGCGAGGUGCCCAAGCAUCAGUCUAUCACGAAAGCUCAAAGCUGCUUUACCUGA
Molecule: messenger RNA, 699 nt
Organism: Suillus paluster
Lineage: Eukaryota; Fungi; Basidiomycota; Agaricomycetes; Boletales; Suillaceae
Exons: 5
Coding region: 1-699 (232 amino acids)
Source: RefSeq, a predicted model, not a curated record